This is a messenger RNA of Mangifera indica (mango), 935 nucleotides long. RefSeq names its product 1-aminocyclopropane-1-carboxylate oxidase 5-like. NCBI's taxonomy places the organism in Eukaryota, Viridiplantae, Streptophyta, Magnoliopsida, Sapindales, Anacardiaceae. The record is from RefSeq and is a predicted model, not a curated record. The coding region runs from base 9 to 935 and encodes 308 amino acids. The transcript has 3 exons.
ACUGGACUAUGGCGAUUCCUGUGAUCGAUUUCUCGAAGCUCAACAGUGAGGAGAGGGCCAAGACAAUGGCUGAGAUAGCCACUGCUUGCGAGGAAUGGGGAUUCUUUCAGCUGGAGAACCAUGGGAUCUCGGAGGAGCUUAUGGAGAGGGUGAAGAAGGUGGCCGCCGAGUGCUUUAAGCUGGAGAGGGAAGAGGGAUUCAAGAACUCUGCCGCAGUGAAGAAGAUGAAUGAGUUGGCGGAGAUGAAGAGCGGUGAGAAGUUGGAGAAUUUUGAUUGGGAAGAUGUCUUCCUUCUCACUGAUGAUAAUGAAUGGCCACCAGCAACCCCUGGAUUCAAGGAAACUAUGAUGGAGUACCGAUCUGAGUUGAAGAAACUUGCCGAGAGAGUGAUGGAAGUAACGGAUGAGAACUUGGGAUUGCCAAAGGGCUACAUCAAGAGGGCAUUCAACAAUGGUGAUGGAUACAACGCCUUCUUCGGAACAAAGGUGAGCCACUACCCACCAUGCCCACAUCCUGAGCUCGUCAAUGGUCUUCGAGCUCACACCGACGCUGGAGGAGUCAUCUUACUCCUCCAAGACGACAAAGUGAGCGGCCUUCAAAUCCUCAAGGACGGCGAAUGGAUCGAUGUCCAGCCAUUAAGAAACACCAUUGUGAUCAACACAGGUGAUCAGAUCGAAGUCCUGAGCAAUGGAAAGUACAAGAGUGUUUGGCAUCGAGUCAAUGCUAAACCAGAUGGGAAUAGGAAAUCCAUUGCUUCGUUUUACAAUCCAUCACUCAAAGCCACCAUAGCUCCUGCACCAGAGCUCAUAGAAAAGGCUAACCAAGAAAUGGAACAAGUUUAUCCCAAGUUUGUGUUUGGAGACUACAUGUCGGUUUAUGCUGAACAGAAGUUCCUCCCUAAAGAACCAAGGUUCAAAGCUGUGAAAGCCAUAUAA